Eremomyces bilateralis CBS 781.70 is the source of this 1557-nucleotide messenger RNA. RefSeq names its product phosphatidylinositol:UDP-GlcNAc transferase subunit PIG-A. Gene Ontology annotation, biological process: GPI anchor biosynthetic process. The record is from RefSeq and is a predicted model, not a curated record. The transcript is spliced from 4 exons. Gene Ontology annotation, molecular function: phosphatidylinositol N-acetylglucosaminyltransferase activity. NCBI's taxonomy places the organism in Eukaryota, Fungi, Ascomycota, Dothideomycetes, Eremomycetales, Eremomycetaceae. The coding region runs from base 1 to 1557 and encodes 518 amino acids. Gene Ontology annotation, cellular component: glycosylphosphatidylinositol-N-acetylglucosaminyltransferase (GPI-GnT) complex.
AUGCCGUACAAUAUUGCGAUGAUCAGUGAUUACUUCUUCCCACAACCUGGUGGUGUCGAAUCUCACGUAUACCAAUUGUCAAGUAAACUCAUCGACCGCGGCCACAAAGUCGUCAUCAUCACCCACGCAUACGAAGGGCGAACGGGAGUCCGCUACCUCACCAACGGCCUCAAGGUCUACCAUGUCCCCUUCUUCGUAGUCUACCGCGAGACGACCUUCCCGACCCUCUUCUCCUUCUUCCCCAUGUUCCGUAACCUCAUCAUCCGCGAAGACAUCGAGAUCGUCCACGCACACGGGAGCCUCAGCAACCUCUGCCACGAAGCGAUCCUCCAUGCGCGGACCAUGGGGCUGCGGACCGUCUUCACUGACCACUCCUUGUUUGGAUUUGCUGACACGGCGAGCAUCUUUGCAAAUAAACUGUUGAAGUUCACGUUGUCGGAUGUGGACCACGCCAUCUGCGUUUCGCAUACCUGCAAAGAGAACACCGUUCUCCGGGCAUCGCUAGACCCUCUGAUGGUGUCGGUUAUACCCAAUGCUCUCGUGGCAGAGAACUUCCGUCCGCUCAAUCAUCCAAGCACGGUGUCAUCGAGGCAUGGUGACAACGCUCCAAAGCUACCGAUCUCGUCCUCACGGAAAACUCCAAAAUCAUCGAGUCACGCUCGCCCCAUUGGCCCGAACGAUCCAAUUACCAUCGUGGUAAUCUCUCGGCUGUUCUACAAUAAGGGAAUCGAUCUCCUCAUCGCCGCUAUACCUCUCAUAUGCGCCUCCUAUCCCAACGUCCGCUUCCUCAUCGCCGGCUCUGGCCCCAAGGCCAUCGACCUGGAGCAGAUGCUGGAACGAAAUGUCCUACAUGACCGUGUCUCGCUCCUAGGACCCAUUCGCCACGAACAGGUCCGCGACGUGAUGGUGCGCGGGAACAUCUACCUCCAUCCGUCACUCACGGAAGCCUUCGGAACUGUGCUCGUGGAGGCGGCAUCGUGCGGUCUCUACGUCGUGUGCACUCGAGUCGGCGGCAUCCCGGAGGUCCUACCGCAACAUAUGACGACGUUCGCGAAACCCGAGGAGGACGACCUGGUGCGCGCGACGGGCGAGGCCAUCGCGGCCCUUCGAGCGAACCGAAUCCGUACAGAACGGUUCCAUGAUGAGGUGAAGGUCAUGUACAGCUGGGCGGACAUUGCCCGACGCACGGAGCGGGUCUACGACGGCAUCUCGGGCGUCUUGUCCGAGGAAGAGUUCUACGGGCAUGGCUACGGCGGGGAGACGCGGAGCGCGGUACGCGGUCGGGCAGGCGUGCAGAGCUUUGCGCUGAUUGAUCGGCUCAAACGGUACUAUGGAUGCGGGAUUUGGGCGGGCAAGUUGUUCUGCUUGUGCAUGGUGGUGGAUUACCUGAUCUGGAUGUUUCUGGAACUCUGGUGGCCGCGGAGCAGUAUCGAUGUGGCGAAGAAUUGGCCGAAGAAACCAGAUCGGGUCAGGGAUGAAGGGGGUGGGGCGGGGAGGAAGAAGAGCGCCAAGAAUCGCGAGCGAGAUAAUAAUUGGGAUCACUCGGAUGGGGGAUGA